CCUUACCCCUGCAGCCACUUGCUUGGAUAAUCUAAAACCAUAAUCUACAACCAGUACAUAUAUAUUUUCCAUUGUAUCAAUAUACACAAAUAUCUAUCAUCAUUCCUCCAAGAGAAACAUUGUGUCACCUGGAUACUGAGCCAGAUGCUGGGAGCAGGGAGGAUGGAGGAGUUUCACAGUGAGGAAGAGGAGCCCUGGUAUGACCAGCAUGAUCUAGAGCAAGAUUUGCAUCUAGCAGCAGAGCUGGGGAAGACACUCUUAGAGCGAAAUAAGGAACUGGAGGUGUCGUUGCAGCAAAUGUACUUGAGCAAUGAAGAUCAGGUACAGGAAAUUGAGUACCUGAGCAAACAGCUGGAGAUGCUGCGGCAGGUGAAUGAGCAGCAUGCAAAGGUCUAUGAGCAGCUGGACACAGUGGCAAGAGAACUAGAAGUGACUAACUUAAAGCUGAUUCAGGAAAACAAAGUGGCCCAGCAAAAGAUAACAAGUCUGACAGGAACUAUAGAUGGUCUUCAGAGACAGGUUGAAGAUCUGCAGAGACAAGUAGAAGAACUACGUGGUCUGGAGCAGGUUCGGGUCCGGAGAGAAAAAAGGGAAAGACGUCGUACUAUUCACACCUUCCCCUGCAUGCGGGAGUUGUGUGUCAGUACCAGGUAUGAAGACACAGUCCAAAUGCACAGUUCUUGUCUAGACCUGUCCCAAAAGCCUAUACAGAGAGAAAACGAGUGCCUGCACAGUGCUGUGAUUGCCCUUCGAGCUCAGGUGGCUGAAGAACGUCAACGCAAGGAAAGGGCAGAAAGAGAAUAUCAAGCCGUGGUACAGGAAUACUCUGAGCUGGAGCAGAGAGCCUGUGAACUAGAGAACUGCAGAUUACGUGUGCAGGAGUUAGAGACAGAACUACAAGAACUGCAGCAAAUGAAGCAGGUAAAACGUUACCUCCUGGGAAGGGGUGACAGCCUUUCUCAGACAUUGUUAGAACCUCUUAACAAGACUCCUGAGACAGAUGACCCAGAGCCUUCGGAAGAAGGGGAUGCGAACAGAGGUCAUACACUCCCAAAUUCAGCUGUCAGGAAAAGCUGCAGUGACACAGCCCUUAGUGCUAUUGUAGGGAGGGAUGCUGCAAGCCGACAUGAAGGCAAUUAUACUCUCCACGCUAACAGCACUAGAAGACGUGGCAUGUCUAUACUGCGGGAAGUGGAUGAGCAAUAUCAUGCUCUGUUGGAGCGUUAUGAGGAGCUUCUGACCAAGUGCAGACGGCAUGAGGACAAUUUGUGCCACGCGGGAGUGCAGACUUCCCGUCCAGUAUCACGAGACAGUUCUAGCCGAGAUCUCCCUGCUGAGGAGGGAGAGCCUGAGCGAGCACUGACCAUGCAGUUGGAGGCUGCAGACCGUAGGCUUGAGCAGAGUCAGCCAGAAUACAAGGCACUAUUCAAAGAAAUAUUUAACCGCAUCCAGAGAACCAAGCAAGAUGUUAGUGCUGGCAAGGGGCCAGGGGGGAAAUAAUUGGCCAAUAACUUGACCAUCCUUCCCAAUCUGUUCAGCAGCUCUACUGCACACUGACCCAUUCCUACUAACCAAUACUCUAUUUAUGCUUAUGUACUAACCAAUUUAAUCCAAUGUACAUCACAAAUACAUAUUUAUCAAACACUAAUAGCAACAUUAAUUUGCAAAGAUUGCUAUACACUAUUGGUGCUGUAGAUCCCCAGAUGGCAUUUUAGGGCCAAUAUCCAAGUUUAGUAAAUCUUAAAUAUUUAAAGGGCACUGUCCUGAAAGAUAAUUGCAAGCAUGAUAAUAUAUCUCACUCAAGUGACCCCAGAUAUGGACUUUGACAUAACAAAA
This is a messenger RNA of Spea bombifrons (plains spadefoot toad), 1836 nucleotides long. It is a transcript of the gene CDR2L, whose product is annotated as cerebellar degeneration related protein 2 like. The record is from RefSeq and is a predicted model, not a curated record. Lineage: Eukaryota; Metazoa; Chordata; Amphibia; Anura; Pelobatidae. The coding region runs from base 145 to 1500 and encodes 451 amino acids. The transcript has 6 exons.